GGCCUUCGUUCCUCUUGAAGCCCCACCUAAUCAGAAUGGUACCCAGUGGGAAAAGAUGCAGUAUCUGUUUGAGGAGCUGGGGAACAACCAUGGUGUACCAGCACUGUCUUUCUCCAUCAGCUCAUUGACCUUGAUUGGCAUGCUGGCAGUGAUCACUUACACGGCGUAUGGUAUGUCAGUGUAGUACUGUUUCCUGAUUGAGGGCUUUACAGUGUGCUUAACAUGUCUGGAGAACACUGAAGAUAUUGAAGAGGUUGAACACCAGAUGGAAAAGAUCAAAGCCAAGUGUGAGGACGGGCGUCCUCUGUCGUCGCGGGACCGUCGUAACCUCCAGGAGUUUGAGGACAAGCUACAGGUGCUCCAGAGGAGGGGCAGGCACCUGGAGAUAGCAGAGAGUCACUGCUGCACCAAGGUUGGAUCUGCCCUCAGACCACUCAAGAUUCUGCUGGGAAUUUUCUUCAUCCUGUUCGCUCUGCUGUUUGUUGUGGCUCUGUUCAUUUCAAAUUUGGACAAAGCUCUUCACUCUGCUGGCAUCAGUUCUGGCUUCAUGGUGUUUGGCACCAACCUGACCAACCCUCUGAAUGAACUCCUGCUGACUCUACAGCCUGUGUUCCCGUUGGAUUAUGUCCUGAUCACUGUCAUCACCAUGUACUUUGUGUUCACCUCCAUGGCCGGCAUCAGGAACUUGGGCAUCUGGUUCUUCUGGAUACGGCUGUACAAGAUCAGACCCAAGAGAACCCGUCCCCAGGCCCUCCUCUUCCUCUGCAUGAUUCUACUGCUGAUUGUCCUUCACACCAGCUUCAUGAUCUACAGCCUGGCCCCGCAGUACGUCAUGUACGGGAGCCAGAACUAUCUGCUGCAGAGCCCGAUGCCACCAGGGAAUAAUACCACUUGGACUACCAAGACCUGCGAUGCCGACGCACCUCAAGACGAAUGCACAGUGACGAGGUCGUACCUUUUCCUCCACAAGUUCUGGUUCUUCAGUACCAUCUACUACUUCGGUAACUGGGUGUUUAUCGGGGUUUUCCUCAUCGGCCUGUUGGUGUCAUGUUGUAAGGGGAAGAAAUCAGUGAUCGAAGGAGAGGUGGAGGCAGAUGACUCUGACAUGAGUGAAGACGAAUAUGUCCACUGACAAGACCACAGCCUGCCGGACCUGGGUUCAAAUACUAUUUGAAAUGUUUUAAAUACUUUUGAGCAUUUGCUUUAGCCUGCCUGGGAGUGUCGGGUGGGCGGGGUUUGCAUGUUCUGGACUUUUCUAUUGGUUCACCUGCAAAAGGCAAGCUUAAUCAAAUACAAUUGAAGUAUUUUAAAUAAUUUUAAACAGUGUGCCCUAAUGAAUAUGGCCCAGGUCUGCUACCUGCAUGGACCAGGAGACAUUUGAACCGGAUUGGUUUCUGUUACAGCUGGUUUGCUAUAACAUAAGAAUAUGACAUUUGGAUUGUUCAUACAAGGCAGUAAAACUUUAAUUUGCACUGUUGUUUUCUGGUUUCUGCCUGAGAUUGGUUAAUAUUCCACAACGUUGUGUUGAUACUGAUGUAUUAUAACAGGAGAGGGUGAUGGUGAGGUUGCUUUUUUCUAUUAGGGCAACUUUUUGUUUUUUGUUCAGUCAAGUGUCUUUGUUCAAAGCAGUACGUAAACCCUGAAUGCAUCCCAAAUGGCACCUUAUUUCAAAUAUAGUGCACUUCUUUUGACCAAAGCCCUAUUGGACCCCGGUCGUAAGUAGUGCACUAUAUAGGAAAUAGUGUUCCAUUUGAGAUGCAACGCUCUUUGUGUUACUAUGGGUAUGUGCCUGUUGUUUCAAAUGUCAUCUCCACCAAUUCCAUGUUUUAUGAUUCCAAAAAGAAUGAUUUAGUGUUGCAAAAUUCUGGUAUAUUUUCCAAAAUGAGAGGAUUCUGAAUUCCCUGCUUAUUACCCUCACUAAUUCUGGGAAUCUUCAAAUGGGGACGAAAAAGAGAGAAAAAGCAGGUGAAAGUUCCUAACAUUUUCCAACCCUAAGAAAGAUCCCUGGUUGAGAACCAAACGGUGGUACUGGAUGUUGUGGAUCCUGAAAAGACAAGAUGUCGUCGGGGAAACAUAGUCCACGAUUACUUUGUUUCUUAUUUAUUUGAACUCGGCACAUUUUUGUUGUCAUGUACAUUUCUGUAAUAUAUGGCUGGAUAAAUGUUUAUUUUAGCCUUUAACAGAUGUAUUAUUUUUAAGAUGACUAACUUAGCACAUUCAGCAUGUUAACUUACAGCAACAAAUAUGGACAUGUAUUUGAGACCAUAUUGAUAAUGCACAUUGCUGAGUUAAAAUAUAUAUUCUCUUAUCCCUGAUUUUGGUUGUGUUUGGUUGGCCUUAGCUUGACUAACUGUUAUUGCGUUGAUGAAUUGAUUUGCUGUAAAGUUAUCUGAACAUGAACCGAGCAUAAUAUCGCUUGACUACUGAUCACGAUGUCAAUUUACUUUAUGAAUUUGGAAUAAAAUAUGAAUUCUGAAUUGAU
Molecule: messenger RNA, 2482 nt
Organism: Oncorhynchus keta (chum salmon)
Lineage: Eukaryota; Metazoa; Chordata; Actinopteri; Salmoniformes; Salmonidae
Gene: lmbrd1
Product: LMBR1 domain containing 1
Exons: 13
Biological process (GO): protein localization to vacuole
Cellular component (GO): vacuolar membrane
Source: RefSeq, a predicted model, not a curated record